Messenger RNA from Penicillium griseofulvum, 999 nucleotides. RefSeq lists its product as uncharacterized. Bases 1 to 999 code for a protein of 332 amino acids. The transcript has 2 exons. NCBI's taxonomy places the organism in Eukaryota, Fungi, Ascomycota, Eurotiomycetes, Eurotiales, Aspergillaceae. The record is from RefSeq and is a predicted model, not a curated record.
AUGGAUACCACCAAACCUUCCGCUACAGACUCCCCAGCAAUUUUCGUCGAUGAACCUUUGAUAGGGUACAAUAUCCAAGCUGCAGAGCAAGAAUUGGGUAUCCCUAUUCAUGAGGAUUCACGUGAUCGCAUCCCUGUGAUCGGUCCCCUUUCGACCGAUUCUAUCAUUCCUCGACCUGCAAGAGCUGGCGUUCGACCUGCCACUCGUUCGAACUCCAGACCCAAUGAAGGAGUCUAUUAUGUCCAUCGCGGAAAGAAGAUCUUCCAGCGCUUUGAUGACAUAGAAGAUGAGGGCGAGGAUGAAGAUGACCUUGGCCUUUUCGCCAACCGCCCCGAUCUAUUGGCCAAUAACCCUGACAUUCUUAAGAGCGUGAAGCCUUUGAGACGUGCUGACAUCAAACCUCGUAUAUUGUUCCCUCUCGACGUUGCGCCUACCAAUGGUGGGGAGGAGGAUGUCACCGAUGUGGAGGAUCACGACGACCACGAGCCAAUGUCUCCAACUCCAGCUAAUGAAGACGAGGCACGUCUGACUCCUCCCAUCUUGCCAGAUCCAGCUACCUCCGAAUCUGAGAGCUUGUCUUUCACGCCCUGUGCCCCCGUCGGAUAUCCUGGCAUCGUCACUCAAUCUGCCCCCGUCAAACAUGCUGGUCUCCACUUCACUCGCUCUACCCCCAUCGAGCAUACUGGCCGCCACUUCACUCGCUCUACUGUGGGCAAUGUGCCGCCAUUCCAGCCCGAUUCUUUCUCCGAGGAUCUUGGUUUCGACACUCCCGCCGAUGACCAGACUCGGUCCCGAGGUCUCUCCACCAGCAGUGGCAGCAGCCUCUUGAAGUACUGGCCGCCUGUCAGCAGAAAGGCACGAGGACCCGAAGCUCCUGCCGACCGUGUGAAGCGCCUCCGUGAGGCCCGUGGUAGCCCUGCCCCACGCACUCGACGGGCCGUGCGCGCUGAAGCCUCUGGAGAGAGCUCGACCGCUAAGCCAUCUACAUCCGAUUCCUAG